Hordeum vulgare subsp. vulgare (domesticated barley) is the source of this 1527-nucleotide messenger RNA. The record is from the annotation of a RefSeq genome assembly. Lineage: Eukaryota; Viridiplantae; Streptophyta; Magnoliopsida; Poales; Poaceae.
AUGGGUUUGCCUUGGUAUCGUGUUCAUACUGUCGUAUUGAAUGAUCCGGGUCGAUUGCUUGCGGUGCAUAUAAUGCACACAGCUCUAGUUUCUGGUUGGGCUGGCUCAAUGGCUUUAUACGAAUUAGCAGUUUUUGAUCCCUCUGAUCCUGUUCUGGAUCCAAUGUGGAGACAAGGUAUGUUCGUAAUUCCCUUCAUGACUCGUUUAGGAAUAACGGAUUCGUGGGGUGGUUGGAGUAUUUCAGGAGGAACUGUAACAAAUCCGGGUAUUUGGAGUUAUGAAGGUGUGGCAGCUACGCAUAUUGUGUUUUCUGGCUUGUGUUUCUUGGCAGCGAUCUGGCAUUGGGUAUAUUGGGACCUAGAAAUAUUCUCUGAUGAGCGGACGGGAAAACCCUCUUUGGAUUUGCCCAAGAUCUUUGGAAUUCAUUUAUUUCUUGCAGGGGUGGCUUGCUUUGGCUUUGGGGCAUUUCAUGUAACGGGUUUGUAUGGUCCUGGGAUAUGGGUAUCCGAUCCUUAUGGACUAACUGGAAAAGUACAAGCUGUAAAUCCAGCGUGGGGUGCAGAAGGUUUUGAUCCUUUUGUUCCGGGGGGAAUAGCUUCUCAUCAUAUUGCUGCGGGUACAUUGGGUAUAUUAGCGGGCUUAUUCCAUCUUAGUGUCCGUCCGCCUCAACGUCUAUAUAAAGGAUUACGUAUGGGCAAUAUUGAAACUGUACUUUCCAGUAGUAUCGCUGCUGUUUUUUUUGCAGCUUUCGUAGUUGCUGGAACUAUGUGGUAUGGGUCAGCAACGACCCCAAUCGAAUUAUUUGGGCCUACUCGUUAUCAGUGGGAUCAGGGAUACUUUCAGCAAGAAAUAUAUCGAAGAGUUAGCAAUGGUUUAGCCGAAAAUCUUAGUUUAUCAGAAGCUUGGUCUAAAAUUCCCGAAAAAUUAGCCUUUUAUGAUUAUAUUGGUAAUAAUCCGGCAAAAGGGGGAUUAUUCAGAGCGGGCUCAAUGGACAAUGGGGAUGGAAUAGCUGUUGGAUGGUUAGGACAUCCCGUCUUUAGAGAUAAAGAAGGACGUGAGCUUUUUGUACGCCGUAUGCCUACUUUUUUUGAAACAUUUCCGGUUGUUUUGGUAGAUGAGGAGGGAAUUGUUAGAGCGGACGUUCCUUUUAGAAGAGCAGAAUCCAAAUAUAGUGUUGAACAAGUAGGCGUAACGGUGGAGUUCUAUGGUGGCGAACUUAAUGGAGUAAAUUAUUCUGAUCCUGCUACUGUAAAAAAAUAUGCGAGGCGUUCUCAAUUAGGGGAAAUUUUUGAAUUAGACCGGGCUACUUUGAAAUCCGAUGGUGUUUUUCGCAGCAGUCCAAGGGGUUGGUUCACUUUUGGUCAUGCUACCUUUGCUUUGCUCUUCUUUUUCGGACACAUUUGGCAUGGCGCUAGAACAUUGUUCCGAGAUGUUUUUGCUGGUAUUGAUCCAGAUUUGGAUGCUCAAGUGGAAUUUGGAACAUUCCAAAAAGUGGGAGAUCCAACUACAAAGAAACAGGCAGUCUGA